UCACACUCACACACUCAAAGAGAGAGAGAGGGAGAGAGAGAGACAGACAAAGAGAGAGAGAGCCUUGUUACACUCCUCCUCAGGGAUUUGCUUCCCUCCAGGGGGGCUCAGGGAACGGACCUGCUGCCCACACUGCUGAAUGAGAGAGACAGGAGAGAGAAUGGGGAAUGAAUGGGCCGAAUGAGCGAGUGAGCAGCAAGAAGUGGGACUCGUUUGACGGGUUUGGUUCCCCGCUGGCACCGAGCAUGCCUCACUGGCAGGUCCUGGCUGUCAGUGGUACCUGCGUACUGGUCUGCUUCCAAACGGACUGGGUGCUGGUGGAGCGGUCGCCUCUUCACGCCGCAGCUUUAGGCCUGAGCCAGUCCCAGCCUCAGCCUGCGCCGAUCACUCAGACAUGGGGCCGGUCUGCUGCAAGCCGGACAGACUGAAGAAACAACAUCUCCAAGGUGGAACAGGAGAGAAGGACCGGGCACCAAUCAGUCAUGAAUCCUUCCUGCUCAUGGCAAACUCCCAGACGGACAUGGAUGACUGGGUCAAGGCCAUACGGCGAGUCAUCUGGGCACCGUUUGGAGGAGGGAUAUUUGGCCAGCGUCUAGAAGACACGGUGCAGUAUGAGAGGAAGUUUGGCCCCCGGCUGGCCCCCCUGCUGGUGGAGCAGUGUGUGGACUUCCUCAGGGAGCGGGGUCUGGAUGAAGAGGGUCUCUUCAGAAUGCCGGGACAGGCCAACCUGGUCAAAGAUCUGCAAGAGGCCUUCGACUGCGGUGACAAGCCUCUGUUUGACAGUAACACAGACAUCCACACGGUGGCAUCCUUGCUGAAGUUGUACCUGCGGGAGCUGCCUGAACCAGUCAUUCCCUUCUCCAAAUAUGAAGACUUUCUAACCUGUGCACAGCUGUUGGCCAAAGAUGAGGAGGAGGGGGUCCAGGAGCUUGGAAAUCAAGUUAGCACUCUACCUCUACCUAACUUCAAUCUCCUCAAGUACAUAUGCAAAUUCCUAGAUGAGGUCCAGUCCCACUGUAUUCAGAACAAGAUGAGUGUCCAGAAUCUCGCCACAGUAUUUGGACCAAAUAUCCUUCGACCCAAGAUGGAGGACCCUGUCACCAUCAUGGAAGGUACCUCUCUGGUCCAGCACCUGAUGACAAUCCUCAUUAGGGAACACAACCGUUUGUACUCAGGGAGGGACCAGGAGGGACUCACCGUACCUCAAACAGAGCUCCCCAUCCAGGGGCAUCAGCUGCAACAUCGCAGCCUGGGAGCCUGGAUCUCUGAGGAGGACCUUCAGAGCGGCCCAGUCUCCAUCCCCGACCAAGAGCUAGACAGCAGUGCCUCGUCCCUGGACGCCAAACUGUGUGCGGCGGUCACACCCGCCCAAAGCCCGAACGCUGGACCCAAACUGGGGUCUUCUUCAGGGAAGGGCGAGACAGUGGUUAGCCCGAGCAAACAAUCCAAGACCAUUCCUUCCUGGAAGUACUCGUUCAAAGGCUCCUCAGCGCCACGUUCUCAGCCACAAGCCAAGCAAAGCAGUGGCGGCGCAGGCUCCGUGGCAGAUACAACUAGUGUAUCUCCUGGUGGCGGAGGAGGUGGAGGUGGUGGUGGGGGUAACUGGCUCAUGAAUGGUUUGUCCUCCUUGAGGGGACACCGGCGCACAUCCUCAGGCGAGCGGUCCGCCCGUGACCGCGACUCCACCGGCUCCUCGCAAAGACUAUCCACCUAUGACAAUGUCACCUCCUCCUCCAGCAUGGGGAGCGUACCGAGCGUGUCCAGCACCCCGUGGUCCACCUCCUCCUGCGAGAUCUCCGUUCCAGACUCGGCGAGCGAGCCUUCAGUGAACCAGAACUGUGGAGAGAGUGGGGAGAAGGGGGAUUGGAUGGAGAGCCAGAGGGAGAUCGACAGAGGAAGGGAUGGAGGGAUGAUGACGGACCCGAGCUCUGAGCAGGACAGCUGCGAGGCGAUGGAGCUGUGCAGCAGCAGUGCGGCCUGCAGCGAGAACGGAAACACGGUCGCGGCAGCUGGCGUGCCAUCCAUUAUCAUGUCCGAGGAUGGAGACGAGGUCAAUUCAACGCUGAGCAGUCUGGUGGAAGGACUGAAGGACGAGCUGAUGAAACAGAAGAGUUCCUACGAGGCAAGGAUAGAAAAACUGGAAGAGUCCAGUACUGCUCUGUGUGCGCAGAUGGAGCGUUUGGAACAAGAGAUGGAGCAGGAAAGGAAGAAGCAACGCAUGCUGGAGAUCAAACUGCGAAAUUCCGAACGGGCAAGAGAGGAUGCGGAGAACCGCAACCGGCUCCUGGAGAAGGAGAUGGAGGAUUUCUUUUCCACGCUGGGAGAUCUGGCCCUGGGUGCAAGGACUAGCGACAUUUGAUACGUCCGGGCCACUCGUCCGUCUUGUCUCCAAAACUGUGGCUGUCAUCAGGGUUCAUAUUUUGGGGGCUAUUUUCUUUCAAGCCCUCCUCAGUGCGUUCCUUUAGAAGAAGAACACAGCAAGAGAAUAAUGGAACUGGCCAUAUUUGAAUACAUUCAGGACAAACUCAGAUGGAAGAGGACAUUGUGAAGGAAGUAAAAAUCAAACUGGGACUGGCUGUGCAGUCCGUUUCAGAAUCAUCUCCAUCAAGCAUCAGGCAGUUGUGACUUUGUUUCACGUUAAGCUAGGGCUCCUGGGAUCACACUCCAGGGUAAUGUGAAGCAGCAUUUUAACAGUUUGGAUGAUCACAUGUAACUGGUGGAACUUCCUGUUCUCUGACACUCUCUGACCUGAGAGCACUGACCUCUGACACCACUACAGGACAUACUAUUGGAGAUGUUCAGUCAGCUGAUUGAAAUUUGUCUCAAUCUGAUACUUAUCUUGAACUUAGAUGUUUUGUAUGAUGUAUUUGGGCCAUACUGAAGAAAAAGAAAAUCUGAGAUUUUGAGAAUCAAGUUGUAGUUUUAAGAAUGAAUUACUAAUUGAGAGGAAAGUCACUAUUUAACAUGAAAAAAUCAUACUUUAUUUAGGAAAAAGGCAUAAUAUUACGAGAAUAAAGAGAAAGACAUUAUUUAGUCAGGUUAAACUCAUGGUUGCUGCAGUUUGUAAGUUAACAAAAUGCUCCACAUUCCUCACUUAACACAGGUGAUCUUCUGAUAUCCCCCCUGUAAAAUGACACAAGCCUGAAUUUACAAUUU
Messenger RNA from Platichthys flesus (European flounder), 3156 nucleotides. It is a transcript of the gene arhgap22b, whose product is annotated as rho GTPase-activating protein 22. Gene Ontology annotation, cellular component: focal adhesion. The transcript is spliced from 8 exons. Bases 395 to 2359 code for a protein of 654 amino acids. The record is from RefSeq and is a predicted model, not a curated record. Lineage: Eukaryota; Metazoa; Chordata; Actinopteri; Pleuronectiformes; Pleuronectidae. Gene Ontology annotation, biological process: activation of GTPase activity; signal transduction. Gene Ontology annotation, molecular function: GTPase activator activity.